AUGGCGCCCCAUUUCGAGCCUCUGAAAAAUGAUUUGAUCCUGCGUACAGCGAGGGGUGAAAAGGUUGAACGGCCGCCCAUAUGGGUAAUGCGACAGGCUGGACGCUACCUGCCCGAAUACCACGAGGCCAAGGGAAAGAACGACUUUUUUGAAUGCUGCCGUAGUCCCGAAAUCGCCUCAACGCUCACCCUCCAACCCAUCGAGCGAUACGAGGGCCUUAUCGAUGCAGCCAUCAUCUUCUCCGAUAUCCUUGUCAUCCCACAGGCCAUGGGCAUGGAGGUCAUCAUGGUAGACAAAAAGGGCCCACACUUCCCCGACCCCCUUCAGACACCAGAAGACAAGCAGUAUAAGGAGGUGCUCGAGAGGAAAGUGGAUGUUGCAGAGUCGCUGGAUUAUGUAUACAAGGCUAUUACAUUAACACGGCAGAAGCUCGCUGGUCGAGUACCGCUCAUUGGAUUCUGCGGUGCGCCGUGGACCUUGCUAUGCUACAUGGUAGAGGGCGGAGGAAGCAAACUGUUCAUUCAGACCAAGACGUGGGUUUACAAGUAUCCCGAGGAGAGUAAGGCAUUGCUGCAGAAGAUUGCCGAGCUCUGCGUCGAGUAUCUUGCCCUGCAGGUACAGGCUGGAGCACAGAUGAUCCAAGUCUUUGAUUCCUGGGCUGGCGAGCUCUCUCCCACGUCUUUCAAGAGCUUUGCUCUCCCAUACCUGAACUACAUCGCCGACAAUCUCCCCGCACGCCUCAAGUCGAAAGGUCUCGAGCCUGUACCCAUGACUGUUUUCGCCAAAGGAGCAUGGUAUGCGCUGCCUGAUCUGUUCGAGUCCAACUACAACACGAUUGGUCUGGAUUGGCUACAUGAUCCGGCUGAAGCUUACAAAUUGGCUCGAGCAAAGGGUAAGGUCUUGCAAGGCAAUGCGGAUCCUGGUGUUCUGUACGGCACCCAGGAAGCCAUCACGAGAGUGGUGGAGGAGAUGGUUGCAGGAUUCGAUGGCGGCAAGCAAGGCUGGAUUGCAAAUCUCGGUCAUGGUAAGACAAAGCUGAGCCCAUUUUGA
This is a messenger RNA of Plenodomus lingam JN3, 1050 nucleotides long. RefSeq lists its product as uncharacterized. Gene Ontology annotation, molecular function: uroporphyrinogen decarboxylase activity. The record is from RefSeq and is a predicted model, not a curated record. Gene Ontology annotation, biological process: heme biosynthetic process. Gene Ontology annotation, cellular component: cytosol. NCBI's taxonomy places the organism in Eukaryota, Fungi, Ascomycota, Dothideomycetes, Pleosporales, Leptosphaeriaceae.